AUGGAUUGCCAAGUUCGCUUUGCCCAUCGGCAAAUGUUGGGAAGAGCCGCAUCCAGGCUAUUCGAAGCUCGGAGCCUGUUAUUACCGAUGGAAGGUGGUGUUCGCACGUCCGGCGCCAAGAAGAGAAAAAGCCUUGACGGCGACGGUCUCGGGCGUUUCGAUUUCAAGGGAGGAGUACCGUACUGUGGAAGAAGCCUGGGUGAUGCAGUGUGGCUUAGCACUUCCCAAAACAUGGCUUACGCAGUGGCAGGCAGCGCGUGCCGUGCCUGUAAAGUGGAAACUGCAGGGUGCUGCCUCAGCGGGAGCGCCCGCCAGUUCGCUUCUCAGACCUUGUCCACCUCACCUCACUCAUGGUGA
Messenger RNA from Neurospora crassa OR74A, 357 nucleotides. RefSeq lists its product as hypothetical. Bases 1 to 357 code for a protein of 118 amino acids. The record is from RefSeq and is a predicted model, not a curated record. Lineage: Eukaryota; Fungi; Ascomycota; Sordariomycetes; Sordariales; Sordariaceae. The transcript is spliced from 4 exons.